Molecule: messenger RNA, 1232 nt
Organism: Prionailurus viverrinus (fishing cat)
Lineage: Eukaryota; Metazoa; Chordata; Mammalia; Carnivora; Felidae
Gene: DLX5
Product: distal-less homeobox 5
Exons: 3
Coding region: 80-949 (289 amino acids)
Biological process (GO): cell differentiation; anatomical structure formation involved in morphogenesis; regulation of transcription by RNA polymerase II
Molecular function (GO): RNA polymerase II cis-regulatory region sequence-specific DNA binding; DNA-binding transcription factor activity, RNA polymerase II-specific
Source: RefSeq, a predicted model, not a curated record
CUUAGACCAGAGCAGCCCCACAGCCAACUCGGGCAGCCGCCGCCGCCACAGCAGCAAGGACAGCCGCCGCCUGUGAGCGAUGACAGGAGUGUUUGACAGAAGGGUCCCCAGCAUCCGAUCCGGCGACUUCCAAGCUCCGUUCCAGACGUCCGCAGCCAUGCACCAUCCGUCUCAGGAAUCGCCAACUUUGCCCGAGUCGUCGGCCACCGAUUCCGACUACUACAGUCCCACGGGGGGAGCCCCACACGGCUACUGCUCUCCUACCUCGGCUUCGUAUGGCAAAGCGCUCAACCCCUACCAGUACCAGUACCAUGGCGUGAACGGCUCCGCCGGCAGCUACCCCGCCAAAGCUUACGCCGACUACAGCUACGCCAGCCCCUACCACCAGUACGGCGGCGCUUACAACCGCGUCCCGAGCGCCACCAGCCAGCCAGAGAAAGAAGUGGCCGAGCCCGAGGUGAGGAUGGUGAAUGGCAAACCAAAGAAAGUUCGUAAACCCAGGACUAUUUAUUCCAGCUUUCAGCUGGCCGCGUUGCAGAGAAGGUUUCAGAAGACUCAGUACCUCGCCCUGCCCGAACGCGCGGAGCUGGCCGCCUCGCUGGGACUGACGCAAACGCAGGUGAAAAUCUGGUUUCAGAACAAAAGAUCCAAGAUCAAGAAGAUAAUGAAAAACGGGGAGAUGCCCCCGGAGCACAGCCCCAGCUCCAGCGACCCCAUGGCGUGUAACUCGCCGCAGUCUCCGGCGGUGUGGGAGCCCCAGGGCUCGUCCCGCUCGCUCAGCCACCACCCUCAUGCCCACCCUCCGACCUCCAACCAGUCCCCCGCGUCCAGCUACCUGGAGAACUCGGCUUCCUGGUACCCGAGCGCGGCCAGCUCAAUCAAUUCCCACCUGCCGCCUCCUGGCUCCUUACAGCACCCGCUGGCGCUGGCCUCCGGGACACUCUAUUAGGCGGCUUGCUCUUGCUCUCUUUUUGGGACUGCUGUGUUUUGCUGUUUUAGAGAGUCAUAAAGAAAGGAAUUCAUUUGGGGAAGGUUGGAAAAUGGAAACAAAAAAGAUUCAUGUGUAAAGCUUUUUUUGCAUGUAAGUUAUUGCAUUUCAAAGGAUCCCCAGCCCCUCUUUUUUUUACUGACGAACUUUUUUGCGCAACUGUGGACACUAUCAAUGGUGCCUUGAAAUCUAUGACCUCAACUUUUCAAAAGACUUUUUUUCAAUGUUAUUUUAACCAUGUAAA